Messenger RNA from Fusarium keratoplasticum, 2463 nucleotides. Its product is annotated as Homeobox and C2H2 transcription factor. The record is from RefSeq and is a predicted model, not a curated record. Gene Ontology annotation, molecular function: DNA binding. The transcript is spliced from 3 exons. The coding region runs from base 55 to 2463 and encodes 802 amino acids. Lineage: Eukaryota; Fungi; Ascomycota; Sordariomycetes; Hypocreales; Nectriaceae. Gene Ontology annotation, biological process: regulation of DNA-templated transcription.
UUCCACGUACGGCUGGAUCCGUUCCAUCCUCUUGAAGUGUCUCUCUUGGUAUGCAUGAUGGACAUCUCGAGUUUUGACGAUUGGGUUGAGACCUUUGACAUCGAUUCCGUAACCAGCCAUGUUCAUCCUUGUAAUGCGGUUGACGAGACAUUCUUCGCGUCGCCAAGCACUGACGACACUUGUGCUCGGGCAGAGCCAAGGCCUUCUACCUCACAGCAACAGCCAUCGGGUUGUAUGUUGGGCAACAUAGCUGGCCUCGAACACUUCGGCAUCCCGGAAAAGGACGACCUUCUAGAACGAUCAGCAAGGUAUCAUCGCCCACCAGAUACCACCAAGGUUGCCGAGCCGGAAUGGAAGCCACCUCCAAAAAUCGGGACGCGGUUUUCCUCCGGGUCGACCAGGAUUCUCAAGUCUUGGCUAGCAGACCACCAGCAUCAGCCGUAUCCUACAGUGGCAGAUAUUGAGCUCAUGCGGACGCGGACAGGCCUCGCCAGGCAUCAGAUCGUCACUUGGUUCAGGAACGCCCGCAGACAGCGCAAAACCCAGCCCAUGCGACCGCCGACACCUCUUCCUCGACAACCACAAGCCGAGUUCAUAUCCCGUACGCCUGAGCCACGCGAGCAGACGCUACCCUUCCAAGACAUGAACCCUCUCCAGCGUUGGCAGAACUCGCCUCCUGAGCAUGAACCGGUUGCGGCUUAUGCAAUCGCCCGGGCCAUGUCUGGACUACUAGGCCUGAACAGCACCGACGGCGUGUCCCAUUCACCAGAAGACGCAGCUCCCGUAGUUGCGGGCUCAUGGCAAGACGACUCGUCCGCAAGUAGCGCGGCUACUUCGCAGCUCAGCAGCUCGUUGGGCUCUGCCUGGUCCGACGAUUCCGGGCCGCCAUGUGGAAGAUUUGAUCGCCGGAAGCUCAACAAGCGAAGACGACGCCGGAAUCCCGCGACGCAGUGCGAAAUAGACAGCUUAAAGCCUCUGAAUGCCGUCUGCUACACCUUCCAAUGCACGUUCUGCACCGAAUCAUUCAAAACCAAGCACAACUGGCAACGCCACGAAAAUUCCAUGCACUUAUCGCUGGAGCAGUGGGGUUGCUCGCCCCAGGGGCCUACCUUUCGGAACGUGGAUGGCAACAUCGCGUGUGCAUUCUGUGGGCAGCUGGACCCUGACCAUGACCAUGUGAUGAAGCAUAACUACGCCACCUGCUAUAAACGCUGUCCUGAAGAGCGAGUAUUCUACCGGAAGGAUCAUCUUCAGCAGCACCUCAAGCUGGUUCACGAGGCCACGUUCAUGGAGUGCCCGAUGAAGCAGUGGAGACGCGAGAUGCAGGAUCUGCGGUCACGAUGUGGUUUCUGCGAGCUCGUCAUGGAUACGUGGGCUGAUCGGAUCGACCAUCUAGCUGACCAUUUCAAGCAGGGAAAGUCAAUGGCUGACUGGAAGGGUGACUGGGGCUUCGACGAUCAUGUGCUAGAUAUGGUAGAGAACUCUAUACCUCCGUAUCUGAUAUACUACGAACGAAACUCUCCGUGGCCGUUUACGACUCUGCAAGGGCCUGUAGAGACUCCAGUCAGCGCGUAUGAGCUGAUUAAGACGGAGCUUGACUACUGGAUGAAUCAUGCCAACCGGGGCAGAGGUUUGCCCUCAGUUCAGGACCUUCAGUACGAGAGUUGCUGCAUUAUCCUAGGCUCAGAGAUACUUUCCAAGCAACCGGGAGAGCCACCGACAUCGUGGCUUCGGGACCUUCUGAUGUCAUCGCCGGAGAUGGUCCAAAAGGCACGCAUCCGUCCUACAAAAAGCUCCUUGAAAACCCGUAUCACACAGCUCAAGAUCCAUGGCAAAAACGACAUUUUCGAAAACUGUAGCGCAGAAGCACGGCUUCGGAGUUUCGCUGACACAUCGAGGUCUGAGGGUGUCAUGAUUGGGCAUGUCGAGCUUCAACUGGAAGCGAGCAACAUCGUCGCCUCGAUGGAGUCAUGCUCACCAAAGCCUUCAGCCAUCUUUUCACGCUUCUUGGAUAGUCUUAUCUUUGCAUCUACGGAGUGGCUGCUUCCUUUCCGCAAUCGCGCGAAUCUGGGAUGGGAAGGGAGUGUGUCAGAGCUUGCGAGCAUGAUCCAAGUUCCUGAGCUCGGCUCGUUGACGGGGGAUUCUGUCUCUACCACGCUGACGUUUCAAGAUCCGAUACCUUGCCCUGUGAAUGAUGGCGCUGGCCCAAUCCUGGCUGCAUACUUUCAAGACGACAGCAAUUGCUACAGACGUCUCACUAGAGAACUUUCAGGGUACGUGUCGAGCACACUGUCUCCUCACAACCCAACUAGGCAUUUUCCGUCAGACGAGGAGCUACAACACCAGGCGAGGUGGAUCAUGUUUGACAACGACGAUCCUUGGAACCAAACACCAGCUGACAAUCCGAACUGGUUGCGAGAUUUUAAACGAACCAUUGGCCUGAUACCCGCCGGCUCUGUAUGA